This is a messenger RNA of Ostertagia ostertagi, 381 nucleotides long. The record is from the annotation of a GenBank genome assembly. Lineage: Eukaryota; Metazoa; Nematoda; Chromadorea; Rhabditida; Trichostrongylidae.
AUGUUCUUCAAGGCGAGAGCAAAUACAAAAGUCAUUGAGGGAGUAGAGGACAUUGAAGGGUGGGACGAUGUGAAAGAGGAGGAUAAAGAGCCAAUUCUGAAGUUUAUCGACGAGUUGAAUGAGCUUCGUGCCAAUAAAGGAGAAGGAGGAGCAAAACGAACACCGAAAAAGAAAGCGGACGACACGGCUUCACCUGAAAAGGUAAGUGGUCUGCAUUUGAAUAGUCCUCAGUUUUCUGCCAAGGACUGCAGCACUUCAAAAACUGCAAACUUUAGUCUUAAAAUCUCUCCCUUUUUCUCAAAUCAAAGCACUGCUGCGACGAUUUGCUUGGAGUACUGUAAGGUUGUUAUAUUUUGUGAUGUUGUCAUGAAAAAAGUAUAA